AUGUUUUUCGCUGAGUACAUUUUGCGGGUUUUCUUUAGCAAAUCAUUGAUCAUGGCCCAUGAUCUACAACAACUUGCUUUGAUCGAGAAACCUUUACAUCUAAAUUAUCUACGAGAUUUUCGCGUGGAGCAAUGUCAAUUAUUUCUACAACACAAAUGUACACAACAUCGUCCUUUUUCAUGUUUUUAUUGGCAUUUUCAAAAUCAACGUCGUCGACGACCAGUUUGCCGACCGGAUGGAACAUUCUCAUACGAUCCGGACUUCUACUGCAAUGAUUACGAUGAACAAAGUGGCGUUUGUCCAAAUGGAGAUGAUUGCCAACUGUUACAUCGAAAUGCAAAUGAUACAGAGAAACGUUAUCAUCUUCGUUAUUACAAAACAGGCUUAUGUACGCACGAAACUGAUGCCAAAGGGCAUUGCUUAAAGAAUGGACCACAUUGUUCAUAUGCUCAUGGUGCAAAUGAUCUUCGACAACCAAUAUUGGAUAGUAGAGAAAUACAAAAUACUGAUUUAGCUUUAGAAAGAUUAGCAAGAUUAUGUAUUAGUUUGGAAAAUGAACGAGCUUUAAACGAUGAUCCAAAAUGGAGUGAUUCGCAUUAUGUUCUGGCUAAUUAUAAAACCGAACCAUGUAAGCGUCCACCACGUUUAUGUCGACAAGGAUAUGCUUGUCCGCAGUAUCAUAAUCCCCGUGAUCGUCGUCGUAAUCCAUCGAUAUUCAAAUACAAAUCAACGCCGUGUCCACAUGUCAAACAGAGUGACGAAUGGAUUGAUCCGACCAUAUGUGAAGCUGGUGAUAAUUGUAAAUACUGUCAUACACGUACUGAACAACAAUUUCAUCCUGAAAUUUAUAAAUCAACUAAAUGUAACGAUGUCUCAGUAACAAUUUAUUGUCCACGUGGACCAUUUUGUGCUUUCGCUCAUAUUGAACAAGAAUUAAAAUCCUAUCGAGAUUUUGAUCUUCACUAUACAAGUGAAUUACCAUUAUCAUCGUUUAUUCCGAUCCCAGAAGAUAAAGAAGUUGGAAACAUCGAUUCAUUAAUGCCAGCAAGAAACAUUCCAAAAAAGUCCUCUCAACCAUCUCUAUUCGAGGUUGGAUCAUUUCCUGGCGCUGCAAUGAAACCAUUCGAAAAACAUCCGCUGAUGGCAAGCAAUUCUCCAAGUGGAACAACAUUUCCUGUUCAGGAAGCAUUCGUACAAAAGCCACCGUCACAACAGCGUUUCAAUCAAUUUCAACCUCCUCCUCCUGCGCAAUUUCCACCAACAUUUCUAAACGAUCAAUUUCUUCUAUCAGCUGCAGCUCUAGCUGCCAGUCAUUCUUAUCCUCCUCCAACGACGUACUUGUCGUCAUUAAUCGCUUCGAACUUGCUGUCAUCGAUCAACGAACAUUUUCAUACAACAAUAACUACACCGACAGCGAACUAUUUCGGUGAGAAGAAAGAUGCUCAAGAAUUUCACGGUUUACCAUCCGAUGUAAAAAAUCUAAUUGAAUCAUCAUUAACUGCAAUCGGUCUUGAUAAUGUCGACGAAAGUGAUUUUGACAAAGCAGCAACGAAUACAUUGGGUAUAAAGCGAAGUUCAUUUCUUGAUGAUGAUUUGGAUAGUUUCGAACGUUCAACAACACCAGCAACGACUAAUACAUCAACAGGUUCGACAAAUCCAAUGUCACGACCAAUGAAUAUUCCAAAUUCAUUUUCAAACGAUUAUUUCUCUCAUUCAUCAUCAGCAAAAUCACCGUUCGAUGCACCGAAUCAUCUCUUCGAUGGACCAAUUGAAUCCCCAAUCGACACACCAUUUCCUGAACCUUCGACAUCAAGUGGUCCAAGUAGUCGACCUGGUGAAUUGUACAAAAUGGCUGGUUUCAGUCAAGAUCUACCGACAACCUCUUAUCAAGUACAAUCGUCUUCACCGCAGACAGUUCUUCAACGUUUCAAUACCACGAGUACAAACUCGUCGUCGUCAUCAUCGGAAAUCGAUAUCAUGCGAAAUCGUGUUUUGCAAAUGCAGGUCUUGGCGAUGACUGAGAAGGAGGCAUCAGAACAUUGGCGUCGUGAGGCUGAAGAGCACCAUCGACUUGCCCAGCAUCUGGAACAAGAGAAGAAUCAUGCUAUUCAACAACGUGACGAAGCAAUUCAUCAAGUCGAACAGAUGCGGCAAUUACUAGUACAUAAUAACACACGUUUAUUUCCAAGUGAUCACGAUUUAAUGAAAUUACCGCUCGAUGAUGUUCGUUUGUUACAAAAUCAAUUGCAACAAGAAUUAACAAAGCUAUCAUUGAUUGAACAAACCAAAUCGAAGAAUGUUCAACAAACUCCACCAACUGACACUAGUCCCAACACUCCGACAACAACAGUAUCACCUCGCCAACGGCAAACGAAACAUACUCACGGCAAACAUGCUCUACUUUCAUCAACGUCGAAACAAUAA
Adineta ricciae is the source of this 2424-nucleotide messenger RNA. The record is from the annotation of a GenBank genome assembly. Lineage: Eukaryota; Metazoa; Rotifera; Eurotatoria; Adinetida; Adinetidae.